Messenger RNA from Cadophora gregata, 3492 nucleotides. It is a transcript of the gene IRE1, whose product is annotated as bifunctional endoribonuclease/protein kinase ire1. Gene Ontology annotation, cellular component: IRE1-TRAF2-ASK1 complex. Gene Ontology annotation, molecular function: RNA endonuclease activity; ATP binding; protein serine/threonine kinase activity. The transcript has 2 exons. Gene Ontology annotation, biological process: intrinsic apoptotic signaling pathway in response to endoplasmic reticulum stress; IRE1-mediated unfolded protein response; protein phosphorylation. The record is from RefSeq and is a predicted model, not a curated record. Lineage: Eukaryota; Fungi; Ascomycota; Leotiomycetes; Helotiales; Ploettnerulaceae. The coding region runs from base 1 to 3492 and encodes 1163 amino acids.
AUGCCGCGACGGCGGCCUCCUCGAGAUGGUCACGUCAAUAACUUCAUACUACUAGCCGCGGCCAUCCUCUUCCUACCAUGGCUUGUCGACGCUCAGCAGCAGCAGCGACCCGCGGUCCGGCGGAACGAGUCACCUCAUGAAGGCAACAAUAGGAUCGAGGUGACUAAGAUACCUCAUUCCGUGGAGACACCUGCCAGUUAUGGGAAACGCAAGAACACCAUAGCCCCCAAUAAGGGUGUGCAGAUCAACAACAACAAUAUUAACGAUGCGAGCGCCAUCGCAACUUUGGCUCCGGCAAAAUCUGCCGUUGCAGCACCUCCUACAAGACGGCCCCUCCAUACUACGGUUGGGCUUGGCUCGCCGCACAUUGCGCGGAGUCUUGAGGAUUGGGAAGUAGAAGACUUUGUGCUUCUGGCGACCGUCGAUGGGAAGUUACAUGCCAGGGAGAGGAAGACUGGCAGGGAGAAGUGGCAUCUGUCCGUGGAGAUGCCCAUGGUGAAAACCGAGUACCACCGAAGAAACCGAUCAACGGCCGACCCGAACUACGACCCAAAAUCGAUUGACGAGUACUUGUGGAUUGUCGAGCCGAGUCGAGAUGGUAAUUUGUUCCUGUACAUUCCCAGUGGACCCGGCCGCGGGUUGAUAAACACUGGUCUUACAAUCAAAGGGUUGGUUGAAGAGACGCCAUACUAUGACGAAACCAUGGAAGUCGUAUACAAUGGUGGGAAGAAGACGAGCAUGGUCACCGUUGAUGCAAACACUGGGAAUGUGAUAAGCUAUUUUGGCUCACAAGGUGCCAUGGGAAACCAGAAUUGCAAGGCUUCAGAUGGCCGAAUGGAUUCGGAAGAAGAGUGUCCUAAAGUGGCUACAUUGACCCUGGGUAGAACAGAGUAUGAAGUCACAAUUCAUGGGUAUGAAGAUGGACGACAUAUCACCACCCUCACAUUCUCGGAAUGGGGUCCGAACAACUUUGAUCAAGAUCUGCAACGACAGCACCACAAAUCCCUCGACAACAAGUAUAUUUACACUGGGCACGACGGAGGGAUACUCGGGUUCGACUAUGACAGAAGAGAUCUUAACGAACCUAGACGAAUGUUCAAUCACAAAUUCUCCACUCCAGUGGUACGUGUGUUUGACGUGGCUAGACCGUGGAGUGUUGACAAAGGCGAUCCUAAUCUGAUUCUGCUGCCACAACCGCUACCACCAAGCAAUGAGGACGUGACUUCGCUCAACGAGAGAGCCAGCAGCAUCUUCCUCAAUCAUACCGAGGAUGGAAGCUGGUUUGCUAUGUCGGGAAAGGCCUAUCCUUUGGCUGUUCGAGGUAUUAGGCCAGCGCAAUGCAAUCAACAAAGCUGGUUGGAUCACCAUCCUCAAUGGGAUGUCAUGGAUCAUGAUCGACUUUCAGAGGCGCUGGUUGGGCUACACUCUAUUGAAGUUGCCCAGAUUGUCAACCCCUUGACCAUAUCUGGGUAUACGGAGGAGAACAACAGCGAUAUAUCGGCGCCAGUUGAAAAUGCUGUCGACAUACUUGGGGAUCUGACCUUCCCGCAACUUCUACGUCAACUCCCUCGCCAAGCAUUCAAUUAUCUGCGGGACUUCUUCCACAAUCCACUCCUCUAUUGUCUGAUAGCGGUCUUUGUUAUCAGUAAACAAAGAGAGGUUCGCACACAAAUCGGUCGCAUGUCAGAUAUAUGGGACCAGAAAGUCGAUCGGAAAUCGCAAAGUGUCGUUCUUAAGACAUCUGAUCUCGGUGACCGUCUCCCAGCCGUUCCCGAGGGAGAGGUUCUGGACGUACCUUCUCUGGGCGGACCAUCCGACGUGCCAUUGGUCGAAAUUAAAGAAACAGUCGCUCCGAAUGGGGCGGCAGACAAGUUGCCACCAAUCACAAAUCUUGAGACUCCAGCAGAUCAAAAGCCACCUGGAAGUCCGGAGAAAGAGAAAACCAAAAAGGCACAUCGAGGUCGCCGUGGGGGUGUCAAGCACAAGAAAGGCCGAGCUAGUUCUCAAGGUGCAUCGGAUGAUGGAAUUGUAACACCAAAACCUCCGCCAACUGUUGAAGAUGCUGUUCGAAAUGCUCAGAAGCUCGGUCAGCAACCUCAACUUGAGCCUGAUAUCCGUACAAUACCAAGCGACCCUCAAGAAGUUUCUGGACCAAUCAUACGAAUUGGAGCUCUUGAAGUCAACACUGACAGACUCAUCGGGACUGGUAGUAAUGGCACAUUAGUCUUUCAGGGUAAUUUCGAUGGACGUGAUGUUGCCGUUAAGCGGAUGCUCAUCCAGUUUUUCGAUAUUGCAUCACAAGAAACCAAGCUUCUAAGAGAAAGUGAUGACCAUCCAAAUGUCAUUCGUUACUAUGCCCAACAAAGCGCGGGAGAGUUCCUCUACAUUGCAUUGGAGUUGUGCCCAGCAUCUCUUGCCGAUGUCAUCGACAAGCCUCAAAACAACCGUGAUCUGGCACAGGCUGGUGAAAGAGACUUACCUAACGUUCUCUAUCAGAUCACCAACGGUCUUCAGCAUUUGCACAAGCUCCGAAUCGUCCAUCGAGACUUGAAACCUCAAAAUAUCCUUGUCGCGAUGGGCAAGGAUGGCAAACCCAGGCUUCUUGUUUCUGAUUUCGGCCUUUGUAAAAAGUUAGAGGGCGAACAAUCAUCGUUCCGUGCGACAACAGCGCACGCUGCAGGUACUUCGGGCUGGCGCGCUCCAGAACUUCUCCUCGACGACGAUGCCAAGGAUGGUCGGGCUCAUCAAGCAAUGGUUGAUGCUAGCACUGAUGGUAACUCUGGAUCCCUCCUGCUCAAUCCAGAUCUGCUUCCAAACCGCAGAGCUACACGUGCCAUCGACAUCUUCUCGCUUGGCCUGGUCUUCUUCUACGUCCUGACCAAAGGCUCUCAUCCUUUCGAUUGCGGCGACAAGUUUAUGCGCGAAGUCAACAUUCGAAAGGGACAGUACAACCUCGCUCCUCUUGAAGUUCUCGGGGAUUAUGCAUUUGAGGCGAAAGAUCUCAUUGGCUCUAUGCUCCAAGCGGAUCCAAAACAACGACCGCAAGCGCGUCAAGUUAUGGCACAUCCAUUCUUUUGGUCGCCAAAGAAGCGUCUCAACUUCCUCUGCGACGUCUCCGACCACUUUGAGAAAGAGCCGCGUGAUCCUCCAUCCUUCACUCUGGCAGAAUUAGAGAAGCAGGCCCCUUACGUCUGUCGUCAAGACUUUCUCAAGCACUUGGGCAAGGACUUUGUUGAGUCAAUGGGCAAGCAGAGAAAAUAUACAGGAACCAGACUUCUGGAUCUGUUGCGUGCUCUGAGAAAUAAGAAAAAUCACUACGAAGAUAUGAGUGAGAAGUUGAAGAAAGAUGUUGGCCCAUUGCCGGAUGGAUAUCUGAGUUUUUGGACAAGACGUUUCCCAAAUUUAUUGAUCGUCUGCUGGGAAUUGGUUUAUCAAGUGGAAUGGGAUGAAACGGAUCGUUUUAGGGAGUACUAUUUGCCUGCUGGUCUUUGA